Messenger RNA from Phycodurus eques (leafy seadragon), 5003 nucleotides. It is a transcript of the gene st6galnac5a, whose product is annotated as ST6 (alpha-N-acetyl-neuraminyl-2,3-beta-galactosyl-1,3)-N-acetylgalactosaminide alpha-2,6-sialyltransferase 5a. Gene Ontology annotation, biological process: ganglioside biosynthetic process; oligosaccharide metabolic process. The coding region runs from base 90 to 1088 and encodes 332 amino acids. The transcript has 5 exons. Gene Ontology annotation, molecular function: alpha-N-acetylgalactosaminide alpha-2,6-sialyltransferase activity. NCBI's taxonomy places the organism in Eukaryota, Metazoa, Chordata, Actinopteri, Syngnathiformes, Syngnathidae. The record is from RefSeq and is a predicted model, not a curated record.
GAGCUGGAUACCGGACGCGUGCGGAGCAUAUGAGAGUCGCCGGAUGCGGGCGCACCGAGCCCGCCUGACUCCCGAGAGAACGCCGCAAGAUGAAGACACCGCUGCGCCAUGGCGUUGCCGUGCUUCUCCUACUGCUCCUGUGCGCCAGCCUCUUCCUGGUCUACAACGGCAGCUUCUACAGCGCCGUCCGGGACGCCAACGACACGCGAACGCGGCGCCAAGAGGAAGCGCAGCCACGACCCACCGACGCCUCCUUCAGGCCGGCCCGGCCUCACCCCCCGGCCCUGCAGGGCUACAGCAGCAUUGUGGACCGCAAGCCUCUUAAGAUGCACUGCCGAACGUGCGCCCUGGUGACCAGCUCCGGCCACCUCAUCGGGGGCGGCCGGGGCGACGAGAUCGACCGGGCCGAGUGCGUCAUCCGCAUGAACGACGCACCCGCCGCGGGGGUCUACGCGGCCGACGUGGGCCGCCGCACGUCGUUGCGCGUCAUCGCUCACUCCAGCAUGCAGCGUGUGCUGAGGAGCCGCAACCAGCUGCUCAACGCUAGCCAGGACGCCGUUUUCAUCUUCUGGGGGCCCAGCAGCUACAUGCGGCGCGACGGCAAGGGCCUGGUGUACAACAACCUACGGCUCAUGAACCAGGUGCUGCCUGCGCUCAAAGUCUACAUCAUCUCCUGGCAGAAGAUGCUGCAGUUUGACGACCUCUUCAAGAAGGAAACCGGCAAGGACAGGAGGAUAUCGAACUCGUGGCUGAGCACCGGCUGGUUCACGAUGACCAUCGCCCUGGAGCUGUGCGAUAGGAUCAAUGUGUACGGCAUGGUCUCGCCCGACUUCUGCAGCAGGGAUCCUGAGCACCCAUCGGUGCCCUACCACUACUACGAGCCGCGGGGCCCCGACGAGUGCGCCAUGUACAUAUCGCACGAGCGCGGCCGAAGGGGCAGCCACCACCGCUUCAUCACAGAGAAGCGGGUCUUCGCCGAAUGGGCGCGGACUUUUGACAUCCACUUCUACCAGCCCGACUGGAGCCCCGCCCCUCUGCCGGCGAACCGCACCCUGGACGAAGGAGCGUCGAAGGGAUGCCAAACGUGAUUUGGACAACGAGCCCUCCCGGGGAAUAUGAGCAGAAUUAGGCGCCGACACAAGACGACGCCGAUCCUGAUUGACGUUUGUUGGGGAAAAUAUUUCAAGGCUGCUGCCAAAGCGUCGCACGGAAGGCGUUCAAAGUCACAAGACAUCGUUUUUUUAUUUUUUAUUUCCCCCCCCCGAAGGUGAAGUUAUACGAGGAGCAAGCAUCGUCGUCUCAGGCUCACUCGGGAGAGAAUGCAGCAAUGUCAAUCAUUCUGUGCGUACGUGUGUGGAGGCAGUGGAGGCACUGUUAAGAGAGUUCAAUUUAAAGUUAAACUUGUGAUCUUUUUUAAAGAUGAAGCAGGUCGAAUGAAAUGAGUUUUUUUUUUUUUCUCCCCCCCCCCCCCCCCAGGUUAAGUUCACAGCCUAAAUUUGUGUGUUUACUUGGCGGACAUGUCAUACAUUUUACUACAUUUGCGUUGACCACGUUUAAAACCAACUCGCCAAACUCGAUAUCAACUUCGAUCAAUCUCAUCUUGAAAUUGAAUCUCAUUAAAUUCACAAGAAAACAAGCAGCUAGCACCACAGCAACAAAUCACAUGGUAGGGUGGAGGCAUGUUCUGAUGUACAGCGAGCAACCCGCUAUUCACGCAGGAUAGGAACCGAGCCCAGCCGCGAAUACCAAAAAUCUGUAACUGACAACGGCCUACAAAGGUUUAUGCUCUACUGUAAUUUCCAAUGGAUGCUUCAAGAUUGUGGCAAAGGACUACUUUUGUCUGAAGCUCCUCAACUCACGUCAGCACCAAGAUGCCAACAGUUGGUGCCAAAGCAAUAGGAUUAUUAGGCAAAUGCCGAACUGUAAAUAUGUGAGGGUUCGCCGUAAUAGAUCUGAAAAGCCGCACAGGUGAAAAUGGGAAAAGGAGCAUAUCAUCACCGAGUGUUGACCGACUUCCGUUCCUACGACACUGACGUAACUUGAUUUUGUACGCAUGGAUCAAGUAAGUCGGAACACAUUAUUCAACGCGAAAAGUCAAACGUCUUGGGUGUACGUUUCAAGUUGACCUGGAAGUCGAGCCACAUGUCAACAAGCUGAAAAGGAGCAUAUCGCCACCUAGUGUUGUGGCGGCAAACAUAGGUAGUUUGGCCAAGUAUCAUAGUCCAACGUAUUGGCGAAUACAGUGUUCCCCACAUAUUGGCGAUUUGCUACUGGCAAAUUCAACUAUUCAUUGAUUUUUUUUUGGGGGGGGGCGAGAACCUAUCUACUGUUAAUCGCUGAAAAACGAAGCUCUGGCCAAAGCUCUGUCUAAUACAAAAGGGAUUGCAUUGCCGCUGUCUUGUGUCAUGUUGGUGCCGAUGAACUAUGUCGAAGUGAGGGAAGGAGUUUCGAUGAACUGUCUGGGGGGAAAAAAAGACUGACCAAAUUCGCUCCCAACACCAGUUUCACCAAUUGUCAUGAAACUUAUUGGACAGGUUUAUCAUUCAUCAAGCAUGGAAAGGCUUACGGCCUGAAAUUAAAAGUGAAGUUAGUCCCUUUCGGUUUGAUUCUGGGCGCAUCUGAGAGCUCCUCCUACUAGGGAAUUUGCCCAAAAGAGCCGCAAUCAUAACCAGCUAUCCUAAAGAGGCCUAAAAAGAAUGCUAAAUUGCCAAGCUUUUUGGCCUACACCAUUCAACGUCAGCAAUUAUUCCAUGAAAAAGAUGUGGGAGAGCCUGUUUAUCGCAGCUUUCAGCUUUAAUUGUUUUUAAGUUUGUGUGGGAAUUUUGUGAAUUCAGUGGCUUUUCCUCCUUGGAAUGUUAGUGUCAUUUCUUUUCACGGUGGCCCUUCUUCAUACCUCAGCAGCUUACGAAUUAGCACCGUCUCCGGCUAAUAGUGUGAUUGAUGCUGCUGCAAGCCAUGCAAACACCGCCGUGUCACAGCAGACAAGAGGACGAUGAAGAUGGAGCGGCCGCAUCCAUCCCGCUACGUCUGUUGCGGCAGACUUUUCUCGGAUGAGGACGUGACAUGGCAAUCGCUCCGCGAAGUGUGCUUUUAACGUGCUGCAAUGUAGAACUGUCCCUCCGGCGGGUGGCAGAUGCUUUGUUGCGCACUUUUCCGCCGCCACUCCUCCACGAAUCAGGUGCCAGUCAGCGGGGGUUAAAAUGGAAAGAUGAGGUUUUCUAAUUAUACAUCCCGUUGAGUCCCCAUUGAUUUGGGCCUCAUCUUUGUGCAGUGAGUCAUGAGAGGAGUCGCAGUCUCAGACGAGGACGCAGCCGGAGGAGUCCUUUGUACCAUUAUACAUAAAAAAAAAAAAGAAAAACCUCAGUGUUGCUCACAAGGGUUGCAUGACUAGCAGCGUGUGGAGCACACACUUGGAUUAUUUUAGGUUUGUGCUAAUUAACGUUCAAUCGGGAAUGGGUUUGUAUUUGCUCGCCAGUGUUAUGUCUCUGUAUUUAUUCUGGGAGUAUUCAUGUCAGCAAAAUGGAUGACAAAUCUGAAACAUAACCUUCCAUUCAACGGUGUCGUGCGGGGGCCGAUCCGGUCUCAUGUAAAUGAGCCACAACUUAAACCGAGCCCCUUCUACUGCGGGGCCAUUGCCAAGCACCGCAGAAGCACACAAAAACUGGUAAAAUUCCAAACAGCUUGCAACAUUUUAGGAAAUAAAAGAUUUAGGGCCUGAUUCACUGAAGGUUUGCACAUGCGAAAACAGGCACAAACUGGACAGUUUAAGCAUAUUGCAAGCACUUUUACCAUUUAACAGCCAGACUGGAUAUGCAUUGCAUAUAUCUGCCAUUUAAUUUUGCCUCGUCAAAAAACAUUUCAGAUAUUUGCAGCUACAUUAUUUCCACACACAAUUUUCAUUUCAGAUAUCCGCAACGGCAUUCCGCCUAGGACGAGGUCCCUUUCGCCAAUCGUGACCAUGGCAUUUGUCAUUACAGAGAGCUACAAUUAGUUGCAGAUAUCAUAUAUAAUAUGAAUUACGGGUAUCUGCAACUGAAUGGUGGAUAUCUGUAACUCCAGUUUGAGAUCUCUGCAAUUUGAUUUUGACUAGUCAUAAUUCUAGUUCGUUAUCUUUAAUUCACCUCAAAUCAAGAUAGCUAAAUGUGCCUUUUCAGAUAUCUUAACUAGGUGAAAAGACAAAGCUAUCUGUAAAUGGAAUUAUGACUAGUCAACAUGACAAAUAGGCGGCACGGUGGGCGACUGGUUAGCACAUCUGCCUCACAGUUCUGAGGUUCAAAUCCUGGCCCUGCAUGUGUGGAGUUUGCAUGUUCUCCCCGUGCCUGGGUGGGUUUUCUCCGGGUACUCCGGUUUCCUCCCACAUCCCAAAAACAGGCAGGGUAGUUUAAUUGAACGCUCUAAAUUGCCCGUAGGUGUGAAUGUGAGUGAAAAUGGUUGUUUGUUUAUAUGCGCUGGCGACCAGUUCAGGAUGUACCCCGCCUCUCGCCCGAAGAUAGCUGCGAUAGGCUCCAGCACGCCCGCGACCCUAGCGAGGAUGAGCGGAUGAAUGAACAUGACAAAUAUGUUAGUUUUCCUCUUCCACUAACACUUCCAAUUCCAUCACUUCAAACUUCAUUUUGCGCAUGCAGUUUCCUCCCAAAUUUCCUAUGGUGCAAACCGUCAGAGCUACCCAAAGCAAAGAAAGCCUCUUCAAUACAGCGGUCGCUAUCACUUUUACAACUGUUGCCAACAGUGCGCGCAAUCUGUUAGUGAGCUAAAAUACAAUGUAGCACCUGCUAUUUGAGACCUUGGUAAAAGAUCACAAUCUUAGUAAAUCUCACGGUACACACCUAUCAACAGCGCACGGAAUAUGUUGAGAGUGAACACGUAAUUUACCAACCACUAUUUGGGAUCUUCGUAAAUCAGCCCUUACGGCGCUGCUGUUGGUUGUUUUUAUAUAAUGAGAAAAACAUGUAUACUAUCUGUAUGUCCUGCUUUUUCUUCUAUUAAAAUUGGUUUUAAUUCUG